Molecule: messenger RNA, 2623 nt
Organism: Priapulus caudatus
Lineage: Eukaryota; Metazoa; Priapulida; Priapulimorpha; Priapulimorphida; Priapulidae
Product: ubiquitin-associated protein 1-like
Exons: 9
Coding region: 128-1750 (540 amino acids)
Biological process (GO): ubiquitin-dependent protein catabolic process via the multivesicular body sorting pathway
Cellular component (GO): ESCRT I complex
Molecular function (GO): ubiquitin binding
Source: RefSeq, a predicted model, not a curated record
GGUUACUGAAAGUGUUAUGUUCAGUCUGUGUUGUAAAUAUUGAUUUCUGUGAAUUUCAUUUAUAUGCUUAGUCUCAAUUAUAGUUAUACAACCCUUUCCCUCUUUUCACGCAUUCUGUAAGCGUAUAAUGGACUUCACAACGGAACAGUCAUCCAGCCUGCAGAGCUUGUCUUCAAUGUCAUACCUGGAAGGUGUUCCAUUCAAGAUUGGAGAUAAAUUUAUCUGUCCAUCAAAGAUAACUCUGCCCAUUAGCUAUCACCAGUGGAACCCAAGUGAAAUUCUCAACAUUGAUUAUGAUUUUAGUUUAGAGGAGAAGGUAGUAGCAUGGGCAGAGGGCCAAAGGGCAGCAAAAGAGGCAAUGGCCCAAGCCAGAGCUCAACAGGUAGCAGCAGAAGUCGAGGCGUUUUCCAGACAGUCUGGCAGCAGUGAGAGUGACCAGGGUGAGUCAAGUGGGGAGGGCAGUGGCAAUGACCGGUCCGACGUUGUGGCUGUCGACAGAGACCCUCCCGGUGGUGACAUGUACACAGAUGAGGUGUCAGCUGCUAGUGGUGCUACUGGAGGAACCGUCACUGGCUUAUCUGGUUUUGCUCAGCCGCGUAUGGGCAUAGAGAGCAGCACGAGUCUUCCGGCUGCCGCUAAACCCUCGGUGGGAGGAGUCUGUGAAGGCAUGUUGCAACCAAUACAAGCAGCUGCGAAGCAACCCGACAACCAGGCGUCAUCAGUGGAAACGAAGCAUACGAUCAAUUUAGAGGACUUUGAAAAUAACACCGAUCCCUUCGAUAGCGUGGAGUUAAAGACCAUAAACGAUCUGGAAGAGUUGAAAAAUGUGCUGCAGGGUCCGGGACCUCCAACCGAUGCACAGUUAUCGGGCUACCAGACAGGCAACUAUGGCCAAGCUUACCCAGCUGGAAAUCAGGCGGCUGCUGUGUCUCAAGCACCUACAGUGUCAAUGUACAGUGACGUCUAUGUUCCUCGCCAGUUCUUUCCCAUACAGCAGACUAUUCCGCCUAUACCCAGCAGUGCUGCACAGACGUACAGCUAUGCCGACACUGCAAACACAUACAGUCAAACUGGCCAGUAUUCGCGGUAUAUGGGAGACUGGCCCUCAAGCUUUGGCCAGCCUCCAUGUGACGAUAGCCAGAACUCAAUCAGGCGUUGCAGUAAAAGCACACCAGACAUCUCGAUAGAAGAUGACCUAGCUCCCGUCUCAACGAGGAUUAGGUCUAAAUCCAAGUCUCCACCACCAAGAGCAUCCAACAUGUGGAGUCCGUAUCGACAGCUUCCACCAAUUCCCAACAGCCAGGAUGGCAGAAGGUGCAGUGAAACAUCCAAUAGACUCCCAUCUCUGUCUGAGUCUGAAACCAUGGUAAAACAACUUGCACUGUCAGAGGAACCAAACCCCUAUAAUGAGCUAAGUAGUGAGGCACAGUCACUGGUGAUGCAGCUCACUGGCAUGGGUUUCCCCCACGCACGGACCGCUAGGGCUGUCAAAGCACUAGGCACGGAUGACAAAAAGGUUGUUGACCACCUGUGUCUGGUCGAUGCGUUAACAGAGGAGGGGCACUGCAGUUUGGAUGCCGAGGAUGCUCUUCACAUAUUCAAUCAGGACAAUAAGAAGGCUGCUGAUUUUCUGAAACUGAGAAGACAGUGCUUGGACCUUGGUUUCCAGCCGUCAGCUGUCCGUGAAGCCUUAAUAAAAUUCAACCUUGAUAGAGACAAGGCCCUUGAUCACCUGUGCUCCACAUCUUAGUUUUCUGUCAUGAUAGCUAAUGAACAUGAGGUAAAACCUUGGCUCAUGGUUAAUGAUUAAUCCUAGACAAGUACAGGCUGUACAAUAGCUAGUAGAAUCUCAUGAUCAUGCCAAUUUGUGAUUUUAUUUUAUCUGGUACAGAUCUAGAGGUUUGAUACAUUUUAUUAUUGAAUUGCUAAAUACGAUCAAGCAUUAUUGUGAUGUUGGCUUUAUUGGAGCUUUUCCUGCUACACAAAUGAUUUGAGGUGAAAAUAGGCCUUUGUCCAACAUCAAGCCGAUGAUGAUGAUGAUGAUGAUGAUGAUGCUGCUGCUGCUGCUACGGCUGAUGAUGAUACAUAUCGAGUUUAGUCUAGUACUUGCAUCUAAAAGUUGUAUAGGCAUGCAAAAUCAGAAUGAACUCAUGAAUAUGGCACUAGGCUUGUGCACUCAGAAAAUAUUCACCAAGUAUGCUAUUGAAUUUUUUUGGGGGAGAGUGGUUGUAAAAAAUAUCAUCUUUAAUAUGUAUACUACGAUAAUUGUUAUAUUGACUCGUACUCUUAAAUAAUGUAAAAGAAAUACUUGUGUUUACACUAGUAUAUUUUAUUUUUGCAUACAGAUAAUAUGCCACAAUGUCAUGUCACCAGAAAAUGUAGAACUGUAGAAUAAGUUCAUCCACAUGAAUAAUUAUAUCUAGAAAAUGUGAAAAAGGGGAACGGGCUAUGAUAAUUUAUUCGCUGCCCAAUCGGUUAUUUAACACAUCAAUACUGUAUGAACUUGACAUACUCUUCUUUUCAAAUCUUUCAAACAAGUUUUGAAAAGUUAUGUAGGGGAUGGUGCAAAAUUCUCUUGAAAAUAAACACCAAGGACCCACUUCCAAAACAUGAAUAGAUAUGA